Molecule: messenger RNA, 243 nt
Organism: Trichomonas vaginalis G3
Lineage: Eukaryota; Parabasalia; Trichomonadida; Trichomonadidae
Exons: 1
Coding region: 1-243 (80 amino acids)
Source: RefSeq, a predicted model, not a curated record
AUGCUUCCAAUAGAAAAAGAAAAUUCUAGAGUUGCUACAACUAAACCAUUAGAUGAACUUUUUACUAAUGUCGGUCAAAAGUUUGACUUAGAUACCGUAAAGCAUGAAGGCUAUCGUUUUGACUACCCAUUAAGAUGGUUAAGAGACCCAUCUGUCACAAAAGCUAUUGGCUUUCGAAGAAUAAAGUUCAUUUCAGAAGCCAUACAUGGUUUCCCAUUUACGGUCGGUUUUGAAGUUCUGUAA